Myxocyprinus asiaticus (Chinese sucker) is the source of this 2845-nucleotide messenger RNA. RefSeq names its product sphingosine 1-phosphate receptor 3-like. The coding region runs from base 484 to 1548 and encodes 354 amino acids. Gene Ontology annotation, molecular function: sphingosine-1-phosphate receptor activity. The record is from RefSeq and is a predicted model, not a curated record. Gene Ontology annotation, cellular component: membrane. The transcript is spliced from 3 exons. NCBI's taxonomy places the organism in Eukaryota, Metazoa, Chordata, Actinopteri, Cypriniformes, Catostomidae. Gene Ontology annotation, biological process: G protein-coupled receptor signaling pathway.
GAGAUGCGGGUUUGAUGGAGCAGUUCCGUCACCGCACUCCAUUCACGCGCAAUUACGCGUAAAAGCGCAAACGCACUAUUUCAACUUCAUUCAACAACGCGAAUUAUACAUCAGGUUAUGAUGAUUAAACAUGGGAGUAUAACAGUUCCACUUUAAAAAAGGAGCAGACACGAAUGGGUCGCUGUGAAGAAACUCUGCGGUUCGGGAUAUCCCAUGGGAGAAGAAUUUCUAGCAAAAAUGAACUUAAAUAUUGAACUUAAAUAGUUGCAAACCAGAAUGGAUGGAGACGGGUGGUUGUAAAGAGAGAUGUGUGCCACCUACAUGACCAUGCAGGGUGGUGCUUGACUGGUGACCCUGAAGAAAGUAGUAACCCGGACACAUCGGCCAGAUCCGUCUCACCUGAGGUCUUACCUGUACGAUCUACUCAUCUCCACGGAGCUGCUUUUAUUUUUCAUCUCGUUCCCACCUGCAGGAGGCACUGCAAUGAAUAAUCAUCAUAUUUUCAAACAUUACAAUUACACAGGGAAACUAGACAAUCGUAAUGCCACUGAGGGGGCACCGUUGAACCCUAAAACGUUGGUGUUUUUGGUCAUAUGCAGUCUCAUCAUCUUGGAGAACUUGAUAGUCUUGGUGGCGAUAUGGAAAAACCACAAAUUCCAUAACCGGAUGUUCUUUUUUAUUGCUAACCUGGCUUUAUGUGACCUACUUGCUGGUAUCACCUACAUAGUCAACCUGUUGAUGUCAGGGCAACGGACGCUACAGCUGUCUACUGCCGAGUGGUUUGUGCGUGAAGGAAGUAUGUUUGUAGCCCUGGGCGCUUCGAUCUUUAGCCUGUUUGCGAUUGCUAUUGAGCGGCACCUCACUAUGAUUAAAAUGAGGCCGUAUGAUGCGAACAAAAAGUACAGGGUGUUUUUGCUAAUAGGGACGUGUUGGUUGAUCGCAAUCACCCUGGGAGCGCUGCCCAUCUUGGGCUGGAAUUGUCUCGAAAACCUUCCACAAUGUUCGACCAUCUUACCUCUCUACAGCAAGUACUAUGUAGCAUUCUGCAUUACCAUCUUCAUAUCGCUGCUGCUGGCGAUUUCCGUGCUCUACAUCCGAAUUUACGUCCUCGUCAAGUCCAGCAGCCGCAAAGUGACCAAGCACAGCAACUCCGAGCAUUCCAUGGCUCUCCUGCGAACUGUUAUCAUUGUGGUGGGUGUCUUCAUCGCCUGCUGGACGCCCAUCUUCGUGGUCCUGCUUGUUGAUGUGGCCUGUGGACCCCGGAGGUGCCCGAUUCUGCACAAAGCUGAUUGGUUCAUAGCCCUGGCAGUUCUGAAUUCCGCCAUGAAUCCGGUGAUCUACACACUAGCAAGUAGGGAAAUGCGGCGGGCAUUUUAUAAGCUAGUAUGUGGGUGUUUGGUGGCUGAAGAUGGGGUAGAGGGUAAACAAAACACAGACCCUAGUAGAAGCAAGUCUAGCUCGAAUUGCCAGCGGGCAGCUGAGCAAGACAUCGUCGAUACACAUAAAACACAAAAUCAACCUGCUAACGAUAACAAGAGUGAAUCUUAGUGCAUAUAGUGGACAUGUUUUAGGCCUAAAGACCAAAGUAUACUUCGAUUGUCUGCGUGCCGCUAUGUGUUCGUCAUCAACAGGCAUGUCUGUGUACAGCCCAUUUUUUCUUGAUAUACGGACAGUUCGUGUCGUUUGUGCCUUCCAUUGACUGUGCAAAAGCAGUGUUCAUCUCAUCAACAAAAUUACAGACAAAAAUGAAGAAUCAUUUCCAGCAUGACUUUCAUUCUUCUGCUGAACACAAACGAAGAUUUUUAGAAGAAUACUUCAGCUCUGUAGGUCCAUACAAUGCAAGUGAAUGGUGACCAGAACUUUGAAGUUCCAAAAAGCACAUAACCGCAGCGUAAAAGUAAUCCAUAUGACUCUAGUGGUUUAAUCUAUGCCUUCUGAAGUGAUAUGAUAGGUGUGGGUGAGAAACAAAUCAAUAUUUAAGUACUUUUUUACUAUAAAUUCCCCUCGCUGCCCAGUAGGUGGCGUAUGCAUAAAGAAUGGGAAUCGCCAAAAACAAAAAGAAGAAUGUGAAAGUGAGAUUUUUAGUUAAAAGGACUUAAAUAUUUAUAUGUCUCACCCACACCUAUCAUAUCACUUCUGAAGUCAUGGAUUUAACUACUGGAGUCUUAUGGAUUAUUUUUAUGCUGCCUUUAUUUGCUUUUUGGACCUUCAAAGUUCUGGCACUGUAUGGACCUUCAGAGCUGAAAUAUUCUUCUAAAAAUCUUAAUUUGUGUCCAGCAGAAGAAAGAAAGUCAUACACAUCUGGGAUGGCAUGAAGGUGAAUAAAUGAUGAGAGAAUUUUCAUUUUUGGGUGAACUAUUUCUUUAACAAUGCACUAACUAUUUAUGCACUAUUAAUUUAUUUUUAAAGUCAAAUUCAGUGUUUAAAACAAGCUCAAUUGACAGCAUUUGUGGCAAAAAUUAAUUUCUUUAAAAAAAGCAAUGGAAGUGAAUGGGGCCAAUUCAUAAAUGUUUCAAAAGUAUAGCCAAAAGAAGACGUAAACAAUAUGUGUCUUAACAUGAUUUUACUGUGAUAAAAUCACAUACUAACCUUUUCUGUGUGAAGUUAUGUAAAAGUUUACAACUUAGUUGCCUUGAUGACGUAAUGCUUUAAACCCCAAAACACAAAAAUGAUCGUAAAAACAAUUUAAACAAAUUUACAGCUCAAACAAUGCCGAAGAAUUAAUGUAAGUGCUUUUAUAAAAUUAUAAGCUUCACAUUUCUGCAUUUAAACCCUCUAAAAAUGGGCCCCAUUCACUUCCAUUGUAAGUGCCUCACUAUAACCUACAUUUUUGCUUUUUUUUUUU